Biomphalaria glabrata is the source of this 714-nucleotide messenger RNA. Its product is annotated as peptidyl-prolyl cis-trans isomerase-like 1. Gene Ontology annotation, biological process: protein peptidyl-prolyl isomerization. The coding region runs from base 115 to 642 and encodes 175 amino acids. The record is from RefSeq and is a predicted model, not a curated record. The transcript is spliced from 4 exons. Gene Ontology annotation, cellular component: catalytic step 2 spliceosome. NCBI's taxonomy places the organism in Eukaryota, Metazoa, Mollusca, Gastropoda, Planorbidae. Gene Ontology annotation, molecular function: peptidyl-prolyl cis-trans isomerase activity.
UGAAAAAAAAUUAGAUCUAACAAACUUAGUAGAAUCUCUAGAGACUAGAUCUAGAUAGAUCCAGAUAAAAAUAUCUAUCUAGAAUCUAGAGAUACUAAUUAAUUACAAAAUUAAAUGUCUUUAACAACACCUGGAAAUACUGGUAUUCCAAAAAAGUCAUGGCAGCCACCCAACGUUACUAUCGAAACAACAAUGGGAAACAUUGUUGUAGAGUUAUAUUGGAAGCAUGCUCCUAAUACAUGUCGCAAUUUUGCUGAAUUAACAAGACGAGGCUAUUACAAUGGUAUCAAAUUCCACAGAAUUAUUAAAGAUUUUAUGAUUCAAGGUGGAGAUCCAACUGGAACUGGUAGAGGAGGUGCAUCUAUUUAUGGGAAAAAUUUUGAUGAUGAGAUAAAUGAGGACUUGAAACACACAGGUGCUGGAAUCCUUUCUAUGGCUAACAGCGGGCCGAAUACAAAUGGUAGCCAGUUUUUUAUUACCCUCGCCCCAACACAAUGGCUAGAUGGAAAGCAUACAAUAUUUGGCCGAGUUUCAUCUGGUAUCAAUGUUAUACAGCGCAUUGGUAUGGUGGAAACUGAUGAUGGAGAUAAACCUGUAGACCCUGUUAAAAUUCACAAAGCAUAUAUCUCACCAACAAUAUAAUCUUUGUCAUCCAUCAUUCAUUGUUGAUAUGUUUUUGUAGUUUAAUCAUUAAAAUGUAUUAAUUAUCCUCAA